AAACUCAACUCUGUUUUUGCAUGUCAUGUAAAACAUAUGGUCAUCUGCAUCCCAAUGACCUCUCCUCUCGUCCCCUUCAGCCAUGCACCUGAAGCCCCAUCCUAUACUCCAGAAGAGUGAGCUGCGACUAGAGACCUGUCAGGACAUCCAGAGGACCGGUCUUCACCACCAGGGGGCGAUGAAGACCGAGUGGGGUCUCCUCCCGUCCUGCCCCCGCUCAGGCUCCACCAAUCCCAGCCCGGCCUCUGGGGGGCGCAGCCCUCUCACUUUCAUCUCCACCAAUCACAACGUCAGCAACAACGGUGGCCCCGCCUCCAGACUGAGCAGUACCUGGGCCCGUAGGAGCAAGUCCUCCCCUUCCUCGACCUCCUCCUCCCAGAGCCCCGUCACCUUCACCUCCUCCCUGCUGCUGCUCACCUCUGGCCUGGACCACGAGGCCUCAUUCAGCCUGUACCAGGCCCAGUACCAGGCCCAGGAGGGGGAGGGGCCUCUGGACAUCUGGGCCGUCAUCAAGCCCGGCAACACCAAGGAGAAGAUCGCCAUCUUCGCUUCGCAGCAGUGUGGCGGCAGAGAUGACGGAGGCGAGCGAGACGGCAGUGAGGGCAGCGGGGGGGAGGAGGAGGGAGGGGGUAGUGGGGGGGAAGGGGGAGAGGUGGCACAAGAGGCGCCGGACUGUGGGUUGGGUCCCGGUGGGCUGGCGGUGCGGACUGUGUCCAUAAAGGUGAAGGGCUGCUGGGAAAGCGAGUGCUCGGUGGCCAAGCGGCGCCGGAGGUCCACUCACCACCAGGCCGUCCUCCGGGAGGGAGCCAGGCUGCUGGUUCCCCACACCCAGGGCUCCUGGGACAGCAGCCCAGCCCGGGAGCCCCUCAGCCAGCCUCCUCUGCUGCCAGAGAGGGGGGUGUCUGUGGAGGAGCUGGACUGCCAGGUGAAGGAGUGUGAGACGGAGGAGGAGAGCGGGAAAACUCUGUCCGUGGUGGAGAUGGUGGCCUUUCUCGAGCAGAGAGCCAGCGACCAGCUUGUGGACUCUAAGCCCGUGUCUUUACGCAGCUCCACCACCAUCACCUUAUCCAAGGUCCCCCCCACCUCCCUGGCCUCCGAGCUGCUGCCCAGAGACAACCCAGACGAGGAGGGGGAGAGCGUGCGCGUGUCCGACAUGGUGGCCAAGCUGGAGUCUGAGUGCCUGAAGCGAAAGAGCACGAGUGGGGACGUAGCGGGGGAGCUCUCCCGAAACAACAGCCUAAGGAGGAACGUAGGACGGGUGCUGCUAGCUGGGGCGGACGCAUGCGCUGCCUCUACCCAGCCUCCAACCACGCCCACCCAGCCCCAGGAUCACACUGCCCCCAGCCCCCCAGAGAGCCCUGCGGGCCUCACGGUCAAACCCAGCAGCCGGUCUGAACCCCAGGUGUCUCUAGUCUCGGUCCUACUGUCUCCCAGUGUGGACCCAAACUGUGGAGUCUCCAUCCAGGCCAGAAAACCUGAAGAUCCCAGCCUGGGGUCUGGAGGUCUGGAGGUUCUGACAGAGGGUGGGAGUGGAGAUCAGUCUGUGUUACCUCAGGCCCAGGCAAGCACAGACCCCACCAAGCAGAGAAAAGACGAGCCCCUACCUGGCAUGCUGUUCUUCUCUAAGAAACACUCUUCCACACACUCCACCCAGCCCCACACACACACACUCCCGGACACAGUGCCCCUCCUGAAGCGUGCCACAGACCCCGAGCACUCAGAGACUCUGACCUCGGCCCCUGCUUCCCUCCCUCUCCCCACGCCCCUCUCCGCCUCUCACCAGGAGGAGGAGGAGGAGGAGGGACAGGGACAGGGGGAGGAAGAAGGCUCGGGAGAGGAGGAGGGCAGGGCCGCUCACGAGGCCGUGCCUUUCCCCCUGCGUCGCAUGGUGUCUCACGAGUUCCUGGAGGUGAGGUUUAAGAUCCAGCUGCUCCUGGAGCCACAGCAGUACCUGGCCUUCCUGCCGCACCACGUCCUGCUCAAGAUCUUCUCCCUGCUGCCCACUCAGGCCCUGGCCGCCCUCAAGUGCUCCUGCCACUACUUCAAGUUCGUCAUUGAGAGCUACGGCGUGCGCCCCGCCGACUCCCGCUGGGUGUGCGACCCCCGCUACAAGGACGACCCCUGUAAGCAGUGCAAGAGGCGCUACGGCCGCGGGGACGUGUCCCUUUGCCGCUGGCACCAUAAGCCCUACUGCCAGGCUAUGCCCUACGGGCCGGGCUACUGGAUGUGUUGCCACGGCUCCCACAAAGACACGCCCGGGUGCAACGUGGGUCUCCAUGACAACCGUUGGGUGCCGGCCUUCCACAGUAUAAACAUGCCAAUCUAUAAGAGGGUCAGGGACUCUGAGGAAGAGGCCUAAGGGACGUCGGGGCUGACUGACCCUUCUGUGUGCUUUGUUUCUGCCUUGGAAGGCUUGAUCAAUAUGAGUGCGUUUGCCGGAGUGUGUGUGUGUGUGCGCAAGUGGAUGUGUGUAUUUGGGUGGCCUGUUAUAAAUUGCCAUAUAUGUGCAUGUGCAUUUACUAGUGGGAGUCUUGUCUUGAGUGCAACCAGGUUUCCUGUACUGAUGAUGAGGAUGAUGAUGAGGAAUCGCUGGAUCUGUUCUAAAUAUCCCUCACCCCACCCCCUAACCUGACCCAGCCCUGCCCUGCCCUUCCCUUCCCCACAUCUCUAGCCCUCAGGUCCUCUGAGAUUGUCAGCACUUUAACCCAUUCAAGAAUUCUCCAGCCUCAGAAGAUUUCUGUCAGGGUAUCUUUAUUAUCUUGCUUCACUUUCUUUUUUUUUACGGGGAUUUAAUUCUGAUUGCUACAGCUGUAUGGAGGAGUUGUAGGAAGGUUUCUCCUCCAGCUCCAGACGCUUGGGACCUCUGCCUCAUGAGGCAGUCAGUAUGGCUGCUGCACGCAGAGAUCAUAACCUCUGGAGGCAGGUCUGCCGGCUGGGUGCUGUCUACCCAGAGACCCAGGCACUUGUGUGAGUUACUGUGUGUCUGUGGUGCUGGAGAUGGCAGCAUCUGGUGCCCUGGUCCAGCCAUAAUGUCAAUGAGCUACCACACAUCCCACCUUCCUCUGUUGGGACACCUAGGUGAGGCUGAUGUAGGAUCGCUCGGUCCUGCUAACACCCAAAUCUCUUCAUGUUUUGAACAAACUGCAAAACAGACUGAAGAUCCAAGGAGGUUCUCCACACUAGUCUGCCAGCAAGACGAUUCCGUAUCAGAACGUCAAUGUUGAUCAGUUUUGUGGUUGGCACGGUGGGACGGCAAGCUUUGGAGACCUCC
Hypomesus transpacificus is the source of this 3271-nucleotide messenger RNA. It is a transcript of the gene fbxo34, whose product is annotated as F-box protein 34. The coding region runs from base 83 to 2359 and encodes 758 amino acids. The transcript has a single exon. The record is from RefSeq and is a predicted model, not a curated record. Gene Ontology annotation, molecular function: protein binding. Lineage: Eukaryota; Metazoa; Chordata; Actinopteri; Osmeriformes; Osmeridae.